CGCUCCCAGAGCUCGUUCUCCAGCGCUAACGAACAAACGUUUCGGCAAAUGGAUGACGGAGAAUUUUUGGACCUGUUUAGCCAAUCCUGGAAUGUCAAGUACCAAGCGGCAUCCAAUCGUGCGGGCACAGGCGACGAACCGGCAAGCGUCGGGUCUGUUGUUGGUGGUGGAUACACAAAUACGGCGGCAGUGGCAGCCGCCGCGACGGCUGCAGCAACGGCCGCAGCCAUGGCAGCGGCGCCCAAGCUCACCUCGCGGCUUAUGCAGCCGCAGCCGGGCUCUACGGCCGGCGGUGCUUCGGGCGCACUGUACACCAGCACCAAACACUUUCUGGCUCACCUACCCCCAAACCACAAACCCGCCACCACCACCAACAGCAACAGCUCGACGGCGAACCCCGGCAGUGCAGUGGGUAACCGUCAUGCGGCGCCACCGUUCAACGUGUCGGCAGGUGCCCCAACGACUGAUUUACGUGAUACAAACCUAGGGCCUUUAAGAAAUACCAGUAGCAGUAGUACCAGCGGCGCGACCAACACCAGUAGCAACAGUACGGCGAGCAGCAGCAACAGCAGCCAUAACACCACCACCACCACCAAUGGGACGGCCCAUCUGAUGGGCGGACCUGGUACUUUUGCUCGCGAAACUCGCGAGUUUCCAAAGCUCAGCCAUCGGCUGCUGCAGCCACUGAACUCGCAUGAUCAGCCACCGCCGGGUGGUGGCGGUGGUGCUUCCGGUGCUUCCUGCACUGCUCCGACUGGCAUGCUGCGGAGCGGCCAGGCAGAACAGGACUACAAUGCAAUCUGCUCAACGCUGUCGGCCGUAGCAUCGAUGGCCGCUGCCUCGUUUGCGAUGGAAGAGGAAGAUCUGGCUGACAGUACAACACCGCCACCGCCACCCUUCUCGUCCAGCGCACUGCUGGCAGCGGGACUGGGAACGGGGAACGGCAGUGGAGGUAACAGCGACGCCAACGGUGGUGUGGAAGGUGACAUCGGCCCAAACGGGGAACUGUUGGGUUUGAAUGGUCAUCAGCAUGAGAAAAAGACUCCCAAUUCAAUUAGAGCUCAAAUCGAGAUCAUACCUUGCAAGGUGUGCGGCGACAAGUCGUCCGGGGUGCAUUACGGGGUGAUCACAUGCGAGGGCUGCAAGGGCUUCUUCCGAAGGUCACAGAGCUCCGUCGUCAACUAUCAGUGCCCGCGAAAUAAGCAGUGCGUGGUGGAUCGGGUUAACCGAAAUCGAUGCCAGUACUGUCGACUGCAAAAGUGCCUAAAGCUGGGAAUGAGUCGUGACGCUGUCAAAUUUGGACGUAUGUCGAAGAAGCAACGGGAGAAGGUCGAGGACGAGGUACGGUUUCAUCGGGCUCAGAUGCGCGCACAAAAUGAUGCAGCCCCGGACAGUUCCGUGUUCGACACGCAAACACCUUCCAGCAGCGAUCAGUUGCAUCACGGUUACAAUGGCUACACAUAUUCGAACGAGGUUGGCUACAGCAGCCCGUACGGUUACUCGACCUCGGUGACACCGCAGCAGACGAUGGGCUACGACAUCUCGGCCGAUUACGUGGAUAGUACAACAACUUAUGAACCAAGAAGUACGAUGAUAGACUCAGAUUUCAUAAGUGGACACAACAAGGAUGGCUCGCCAGAUCAGAACCGGGCAAUCACGCUCAACGAUAUUCGUUUGGCGCGUGUGCAACAAACGACCGCCACGACAACCACCGGCAGUGAUGUGAUCGCGGGCUCGGACGGCGGCGGUGUCAACGAUGGUGGUGGAGGACCCCGAGGUCUUGCACCUCAGCAGCAAGCAGGUCAAACCACCGCCCAGCACACGAUCCCGCAGCAACCACAACAGCAGCAGCAGCAGCAACAGUCGACUGCUGUCACGGCGCUGGCAAACCAUCAAACCACCGGCAACAACGGCAACAGCAAUGGCACUACCAAUAAUAGUACAAUUAUAACCAUCAAGCAAGAGCAACUAACCAAUGUCGAUAGCAUUGUUGGUAGCUUUGUCGAUUCAACCACCUUCUUGCCAUCGCCGCCCACCAGUCAGCAGCAGCAACAACAGCAGCAGCAACAUCCACACCACCAUCAACACCAGUUGGGCAACGCGACGAUGGUUACGGCCAAUGGUGGCGUUGCGGGCAUGAGCACGGUAUCCGCAACGACGGCGGUGGUUGCAGUGGCAGCCACAACUGUUCCAACACCCGUUUCAGGAUCAGAUGUCACUGGUAGUAACCUUAGACGGAACGAUUGCUGCCAGAAUCCGGUCACGACUGGUGGCACCGGUUCGGAUGGUAUUCCGCACUCACAGGCUCAACACCAUCACCAUCACCAGAACACACCGGUAUCGUUUGGCGAGGAUGAUAGCUCCUGCGAUUCGCAUACACGAUGGGCCGAAGGUGAUAUCAACGAUGUGCUGAUAAAGACGCUUGCUGAAGCGCACGCAAAUACCAACCACAAGCUAGAGAUAGUGCACGAAAUGUUCAGAAAACCACAGGAUGUUUCCCGCUUACUCUACUAUAAGAACAUGACCCAAGAGGAGCUGUGGUUGGACUGUGCGGAGAAGCUAACAGCCAUGAUACAGCAGAUCAUUGAGUUCGCCAAGCUGAUACCGGGCUUUAUGCGAUUAAGUCAAGACGAUCAGAUUCUACUCCUCAAAACGGGCUCGUUCGAGCUAGCGAUCGUGCGCAUGUCUCGACUGAUGGAUCUCUCAACCAACUCCGUGCUGUACGGUGACAUUAUGCUACCGCAGGAAGCCUUCUACACGUCCGACUCGUUCGAGAUGAAACUGGUGGCGUGUAUAUUCGAGACGGCGAAAAGUAUUACGGAGUUGAAGCUGACAGAAACGGAGCUGGCGCUCUAUCAAAGUCUGGUGCUACUGUGGCCUGAACGAAAUGGUGUGCGAGGUAACACGGAAAUACAGCGACUGUUCAACAUGAGUAUGUCCGCAAUCCGGCAGGAGAUUGAAGCGAACCAUGCACCGCUCAAAGGUGACGUGACGGUGCUCGAUACGUUGCUCAACAAAAUACCCACUUUCCGUGAGCUCUCCAUCAUGCAUAUGGAAGCGUUACAGAAGUUCAAACAGGAUCACCCGCAAUACGUUUUCCCGGCACUGUACAAGGAACUGUUCUCGAUCGACUCGCAGCAAGAUCUGAUGACAUAACAGGAUGAUCAUGGCUAUCAUCAGCCGCCACCGCAGCAACAACAUCAGCAGCAGCACCACCAUCACCACCA
Anopheles maculipalpis is the source of this 3227-nucleotide messenger RNA. It is a transcript of the gene Hr3, whose product is annotated as probable nuclear hormone receptor HR3. Gene Ontology annotation, biological process: regulation of transcription by RNA polymerase II. NCBI's taxonomy places the organism in Eukaryota, Metazoa, Arthropoda, Insecta, Diptera, Culicidae. The coding region runs from base 49 to 3156 and encodes 1035 amino acids. Gene Ontology annotation, cellular component: nucleus. The record is from RefSeq and is a predicted model, not a curated record. The transcript has 11 exons. Gene Ontology annotation, molecular function: nuclear receptor activity; RNA polymerase II cis-regulatory region sequence-specific DNA binding; zinc ion binding.